CUCGCAAAUCAGAAUCUCCAUUCAUACCAAGUUUGCACAGUAACCGCUCUAAGAAAGAUUUUCAAGGCUUUCAAAGCUUGAAGCAUCGGUUUGUUUGCUCGGAAGCAGAAGUUGAAGAGUAGAAGAAAAAAUGGCGGAGGAUCCAGAGAAGAGAUUUCACUCGAUCAUGGACAAGCUGUUUAACGCACCUAAAUCGGUCUCCAGUCCCUCGAGUUCAUCUGGAGUAGAGUCAUCGAGAGGCAAAAAGAGACACAAUCCAGAGUCUGCAUUGGCGUUAGUUGAACCAAAAACAAGAGGGGAUUUGGUUGGUGGUUCAUCCCAGCGUAUGUUAGCUCCAGCUGAAGCUCCAUUAUGUAGGCCUUGGGAUAGAGGAGAUCUCAUGAGGAGAGUGGCUACGUUUAAGUCCAUGACAUGGUUUGCUAAACCUAAGGCGGUGAGUGCUGUCAAUUGUGCAAGGAGGGGAUGGGUUAACAUAGACAUGGAUAUUAUAGGAUGUGAAGCGUGUGGAGCUCGUCUACUUUUCUCCACUCCAUCAUCAUGGACGCAGCAGCAAGUUGAGAAGGCAGCCUUGGUAUUUAGCUUAAAGCUGGAUAAUGGACACAAACUACUCUGUCCUUGGAUUGAUAAUGCCUGUGACGAAAGAUUGGCAGAGUUUCCUCCCACUCCGCCUCCUGUUUUAGUUGAUAAAUUCAAAGAACGUUCUUCUGCUCUCUUGCAACUUUUAGCCCUUCCAGUGAUUUCAUUUUCUGCCAUGGAAUACAUGAGAAGCACACAGCUGGAAGACUUUCUUAGACAGUCACCAAUAUUGCAUUAUGGCAGUGGAACUAUCAACAUAUCCCAAGUAGAAUCCUUUGAGAAUGAGUGUGACGGUGAUUCUGCUAACUUGUAUUAUCAGGCACACAAGCUUAUAAGUUUAUGUGGCUGGGAACCCCGAUCACUGCCUUAUGUUGUUGACUGCAAGGACAGACCAAAGCAGCUUACUGAGGAUGCUGAUAUUUUGAAUUCAUCCCGUAUAGUUACUAAUGGACACAAUACAAGCAUCAGUUUUUAUUCUGCGGCUACCAAUGAAAAUGUGGAGGCAACAGAAGAUAUCAAUGGUUUUAGUGGGCUACAGGCUGAUCCACAGUCUAUUGUGUUAGAUUGCAAGCUUUGUGGAGCUAGUGUGGGAUUAUGGGCAUUUUCUACAGUUCCUCAGCCAAUAGAGUUGUUUAGAUUUGUUGGAUGCACUGAAGUUAAUAGUAAAAAGAAUUGUGGACAAGAUUCAGGCAAUGAAAAUCAAGUAGAUGAUAGGGGAGCCAUUGUCAAUUCUGCCUUUAAUGGCACAUUAUUUUUCGUAGACAGACCUUCGACUUUAAAUUUAACGAUUGCUGGGGGUCCACCGCCAACAAAGCAGAACUUUAAAGCAACAAUUUCUUUGCCUGUUAUUGGUCGGAAUUUAAGGUCCAGGUUUUCUAAUGACUCUGGUUUUAGAGAUCGUAUGUUUUGUGGGCAAGAACCUCAACCUGGAUCUGGAAAUAAGGAUCUAUUGGGUGAAGAAGUUUCUGACCCAGAAGCUGUGGGAAUGUCAAAGAGCAAAAUAUCUGAUCAGGGACAAUGUAGUUAUGCAAGCGGUGAUCAAUGCUCCUCUUGUUUGAAUCUUGAAAGUGGCGAAAAAGGUUCUCUCAGAAAGGAGUUGGACACUGAUGUGCCGUUGGAAGGAACAGGUAUUGGUGGCGAAGGAAAUUGUUUCAAAACUGGUGGGCAUGAUUCUAAUAUGGAAUGCCCAAUGGAGAGCAAACAAGAGAUAACACAAAGUUUUGAUCAAAGUGAUAGGUUGCUUGAAAAUGCACAAAAUGCCGUGUCCCUUGAUUCGCCAUCAGGAACUAGUUCCCAAGCUAGAAUAUCUCCUGUUUCAGAUCCAGGUGCUAAUGUCACCAUUGGAAAUGGGGAUAAUGGAAAUGAUUCAUUAGCUUUGGUUACCUUAGAAAGUUUUGAUGAUCAACAGGAUCUGGUCAUGGAUAUUUUAUGUGGCAAAGAUAUUGCUUCUGAGAUAGACCCAAGAAAAUGUGAAACUCAUUCUAACAUCCAAAACAUGUUAAGCAACCAGACAAAAGGCCAAGAAGGCAAAACAGAUGGAAUGCAGAAUCUGGUGAAUAGUGAACCUGUGGCCUCUAGUACAGGAAAAGAGAGAAAGAAAAUAUCAGACAAGGGAAUGGAGUUUGAUCCAAUCAGACAGCACAGACACUUUUGCCCCUGGAUUGUAUCAACAAGUAGUGGAGCAGCUGGUUGGCAACAAACACUAUCUGCUUUACUUCGACAAAAAGAGUAUUCUAGUCCUGCAAAAUCUCCUCCAUCCACCUCCAUCAUCAAGGUGGAUGAUCCGAUCACUUCAGUAAGAAAGCUCUUUAUGUCUCCAUCCGCCAAAAGGAUGAAACCCUCCAGCGGGUCUAGUUGAAGCGUGCAGCUGAUUAAUUUUGCAGGUGUCAAUAUGCACCCAGUUAACAUGUAUUUUAUGAUACUGCUCCCCUUUGUAUAUUAUAGAUGCAAUGAUGUAUUCAAAGACAAUGCAAGCAACGGUGGUUGUUGUAUCAUUUAGCAAUUUCACGGCCCUAGUGCUCUACAGAUUAUGAUAAGAACUAUUGCUUCUGAGACAGCUUGCAUUUUUUGAAAACUAUUGAGAUUUUGGCAGGAAUAGCAAUAGGAAUUUAUUUUGUCUGUUGAAAUUGUACUCUUUCCAUUAUGAAAAAAAAAAAGAAAAAAAAAUCAAGAAAGAGUUUCAUCAA
Messenger RNA from Jatropha curcas, 2762 nucleotides. Its product is annotated as C3HC zinc finger-like protein. Gene Ontology annotation, cellular component: nucleus. The record is from RefSeq and is a predicted model, not a curated record. Gene Ontology annotation, molecular function: zinc ion binding. Lineage: Eukaryota; Viridiplantae; Streptophyta; Magnoliopsida; Malpighiales; Euphorbiaceae.